AUGUCAGAACUUACCUUCGCCAAGUCAUUCCUCGCCGCGCUGGACUCCCGUCCUAUCAAGCUGCGUGCUGACCAUGUCUUCGACCCGGAACGAGUGGGAUUGCGAGUGCCGUACACACUCCCCCGCCUACACGCCCCGCACCCAGAGAUGCCAAAGAAAGCCAAGCAGACCAAAGCUCCAGGCUCUUCGAAAUCAAUCACCGUCAAGGUGAAGUCGGCCCGUAACCCGGUGCUUGAGUUUUCGAUCCCCAACGCGCCGCUCUCCACUACCACUGUUCAAGAUCUCAGAGAUGCUGUACGGGAACGUGUUGCCGAUACACAGGGCAACCCAGUACCACAAGACAAGAUCAAGAUUCUAUACCAUCGAAAACCAGUGUCCGGUACUGGCAAGACCAUUGCUGAGAUCUUGGCGGACGAACCGGAGAUGUUAUCUGGAGGCAAAGAGGUCGAGUUCGGGAUCAUGAUCAUUGGAGGGGCGAAGACAGUUGACGCACCAAUCGCUGAAUCUGCAGCAUCAGCGCACGAAGCCCCUGCACCUCAGCCUGUAGCGGGCUCAACUAGUGAUCAGAUACUGCACGACGAAUCAUUCUGGAACGGCCUGCAGAGUUAUUUGGAACAGCAGUUGAAGGACAAUGCGGAGGCAAAGCGAUUACGCUCGCUGUUCAAAAAUGCCUGGGCCUCGAAUUAA
This is a messenger RNA of Penicillium chermesinum, 687 nucleotides long. RefSeq lists its product as uncharacterized. The coding region runs from base 1 to 687 and encodes 228 amino acids. The record is from RefSeq and is a predicted model, not a curated record. The transcript has 2 exons. Lineage: Eukaryota; Fungi; Ascomycota; Eurotiomycetes; Eurotiales; Aspergillaceae.